Messenger RNA from Entrophospora sp. SA101, 704 nucleotides. Lineage: Eukaryota; Fungi; Glomeromycota; Glomeromycetes; Entrophosporales; Entrophosporaceae. The record is from the annotation of a GenBank genome assembly.
AUGCAUCAUAGAAUUAAUAAUAAUCAACAAUACCCACCUCCACCCUCACUUUCUUCUAAUAUUGUUGAUAAUCAUAAUCACAAUCAACAAACAACCUCAUUAACUCAAUCGUCUCCAACAGCUAUCUCACUAGAAGACUUUGAAAAAAUUGUUACAAAGCUUCGGUUGAUUUUCCCAGAUUGUAAUCCUGAUUAUAUUCGUAACUGUUUACAAAAAGAAAUUAGUUCAAAUCCCAAUAAAAAUUAUAAUGAUAAUAUCAUCUCCACUACCAAGAAUGCUGUUAAUGAAGGAAUAAGACCUGAACUUCCAUCAAGACAUCAUCCUUGGUCAUCUCCAAGCGAAAUUGAUACUGGAAAUGAGACAAAUAAAACAAGAGAAAUUCCUACAAUUAACAAUUUUGUCAUGAAUGCUGUUGGAAUUACCAAAUCUUCAACUGGAGAAGAAUUUGCUGUCCAUAUUGUUGCUUUCUAUCCAAGAGACCCUGAUGUAAAGACAAAUCUACAAAGGAUAGAACCAAACCAAUUCGCUCGGGUGGGAGGGAAAUUUAUGAUUGAUGACACAGAUGUGGACAAUUCGAAUGUGAAGUUCUUGAAGGUGAUGGCGACGAAUUUAACAAUCAUGGAACUUGAGAAUGAAGAAUUAGAACCACCAGACAUUGUUGUAACAAUGACUGCAACAGCAAUGAACCAACACGGAAGGGAUGG